AUGAACAAACAAUCAAUCGGUCAGAGAAGGCAAACUCGAACGCAGUUCUUCUUCUUGAGGGACGAGUAGGAUGACUUGAAUAUGAUGAUAAUGAUGAGCGGGAGGAAAAUGAUGAUGAUGAUGGACUCCAGGUCCCGUGAGGUGGAUUGCCAAUGCCAUGCAUUUCUGUGUUAUGGAUCGGUCGCCCUGCAAAAGACGGAGCGAGGGAGGCGAGGGUGGGUGGGACAAAUGGUGCGGAUGAUCUUAUAAUAGAAUGGCGGAUGGGCGCGCAGAACGAUGGCACGACGACGUUCCAAGUCAUAGCAGCGUAGGCCGAACGUCGAAAAUGGUGCAGGCAGGCAGGCAUGGCAACACAAAGUCCGAGCCUUGGAGCCGAGAGCGAGAGGGAGAGGGAGAGCGCAUGUUGACAACGCCGGUGUUUUAUUAGUACUAUGCCCCGUGUCAUCCUUUCGUGAUUUCCGAGGAGGCAGGUGAUAUUCGUGUUCUUGUUUUAAGUCCGAUGCGUGACUCCGGUAGUGAAGUGUGGCUAUGUCACUCAGAUACGACAGCAGUUCCAGUGCAGCCAAGAGGGAUGGUGCGGAAUGGGGCUACGGCCGAGGCCAUUGUGCAAGCCGAGCGAGCAGUGCAGAAAAGGGUCGGAGUCUCGAGGGAGCGAGAGGAGAGGAGUUGGCUCACUGCUCCUCGUCGGCGUCGAUGCUUUUCCUGGGUCCUCGAGGGAGGGAGGGAGGGAGGGAGGGAGGUCGAAUCAUGUACCCCACGCGUACGGAUGAUAUUGUUUCGUGGAAACAUGGAUGCAUCGAUGUGUAUUGCUCUCAUUGUGCAAAGAGUGUUGGACGCAAUCUGCUUUCUACGUGCACGGAUCGUACGCUGCUUAUUAAAAUCAUAACACUGUCAUCUACUCAGUACCUUUUGACGAGGUUCGCUCGACGAGGCGAUAAAUGCGCUGCCAGUUCCGGACUUCGUCUCCAAGAAACGAGAAUUUCUCCAAUUCCUCCAAGAAACCAAGAAUUCCUCCACUUCACUCGUCUGCGCAGGAUACGGUUUUUCCUGCCUACAUUUUGUCAGAUGCUCGGAAAUUCCGAGUUCAAGCACGAGCUUGAACUUGGGAUAGGAACAACACUGCUAUCUCUGGAGAGCGUAAACUGUCACUCCAGCCAGAGACUUCUCAGUCCAGAGCACAAACAUCGUCACCGUUCCUUCAUUCGGAAUCGGAGUUGGGACACGUUGUAUUUCUCUCACCGCCCUGUCCUCGAGUUGUGGAAAUUAAUCGAACCAGCGGUCCUCGAUGCAUGCAGUACUAAUUGAACAAGUCAAAACAAGAUGUAGAGUCAUGGUUGACUGCAGUGCAGAAAACCUCACAUAUUUAUUGCCAGCUCCACUUCAGAUAUUUCUUUGGUUGGUUGCAUAUCCUCCUGAGCUCUGAUCUAUGGCCUUUCACUUGUGAAUGACAUGAAUGUCAUAAAGUUUCCAAGUCCA
This is a messenger RNA of Marchantia polymorpha subsp. ruderalis, 1476 nucleotides long. NCBI's taxonomy places the organism in Eukaryota, Viridiplantae, Streptophyta, Marchantiopsida, Marchantiales, Marchantiaceae. The record is from the annotation of a GenBank genome assembly.